Molecule: messenger RNA, 1837 nt
Organism: Dictyostelium purpureum
Lineage: Eukaryota; Evosea; Eumycetozoa; Dictyosteliales; Dictyosteliaceae
Exons: 4
Coding region: 1-1755 (584 amino acids)
Source: RefSeq, a predicted model, not a curated record
AUGUGGCAAAAAUAUUUCUUCAAUUGCAAUGCAUAUAAGAAAGCAUUCCACAGACAAGAAUUUAAAUGUGAGGAGAUUAAAAACGUUUAUGAUGUCAAAAAUGGAUUUAAAAUUCAUCUAGACCAAAAAAGUUUACAAAUUUAUUUGGCUAUGGAAAAGAAAACAUCAAGAUUAAUUUGGAUUGUCCAUGGAAGAGAUCAUUUCAUUGGUUUUAAAAGGGAUAUAAAUGCAUAUAUAUUAAGUGAUGCAAUUCAAGAAUUGAACUUUCGAAAUACCGAAUUUGGGGGAAUAAACAGCAAUCAUAUUUUAGUAUUACUCCUUUUAUUCUUCCAUCCAGAAAAUAGAUAUUUUAAAUAUGGCAUGCACAAUAGAAAUUUUAAAGCGCAAAAUUUCCAAGUUUUUGAUACGGAUUUACAUGGUGCACCAAUAAUAACUUCAAAUGAUUCAAUUUUUUUCUCAAAAUAUGGUGUAACCUUUAGUUUGGGAAACAUCAAUUCAAAUUAUGAAGUAUUUAAAAAGCUAAUUGAAAUAGAAGAAGCAAAAGAGAAAGAAAAAAAUAAUAAUAAAGAAACCACCAAAAAAGAGAAAGGAUCUUCUGCAAACACUGAAUCUAUAAAUGAAGAUCUAGAAUAUUUAAAAUUUCCUAAAGAUUAUACAGAUUUUAAUGAAGUUUUUAAUAAUUUGAUUAAACAACAUACAUCAGGAAAAUUAAGAAAAGUUUUACUACAGAAUAUUGAAAUUUAUCCAGUAGGUAGUUGGAGUCGAAAAACCGAAACUGCUACAAAAAUGUUAAGGAGAAUACUUUUGGCAAUGGAAAAUGAUCAUGCGAUAAUGAAGAGGUUGGUGUUUUUAGCCAUAGGAGAGUCACACCAAAUUGCUAGAAAAUUUGAAAAUUUCGAAAAAACGGUUAAUGCUAAAUUAAAAUACUACGAAAGUAAUAAUGAUUAUAAUAAUAAUAUUAAUUAUAAUAAUAUUUAUAAUGAUAAAAAUAUGCAAUUUCCUCAAACUAAUACUGUGAAUAGUCAAGUUCAAACUAAUAGUAAUAAUUUCAAUACACAAAUAAACAACAAUAUUAAUAAAAAAAAAGCAACAGAUGAAAAUUUAGAUACAAAUGUUAAAAAAAGAGUUGGCAGACCUAAAAAAGACGCUAGUGAAAAAAAAGAAACUAAAGCUACCAAAGCAACCAAAAAAACCAAAUCAGACAAAACAGAUAGACCAGAUAUUAGUGAUAAUAGUAAUACAGAACAUGGCUCCAAUAUCAAUAUGGGACCUAAUGAAAGCAAUCAAAUUAAUAAUAGAAAUAGUUUAAAUAAUAAUAGUGAUAAUAGUAAUAAUAAUCUAAAAAGUUCUCUUAAUAACCUUAAAAAUGAUUUAGAUGGAAUAAACAGAGAUUUAAAUGGUUAUUUCGGGGGUGGUACAGUGUCAAGAGAUAAUGAUAGCCCAAUCCAAACAAAUAGUAGCAUAGGUAAAAAUGAAUCGGUUAGCAAGGAUUCUUAUAGUGGUGCUGAGUUUGCCCCAAAGAAAAGGCCAUUUGCUAGAGAUGAUUCGUUUAGUAUUGCCGGCAUCCAAUCUCCAAAAUCCUCAUCUUCAACUCCUCCAUUUGAUUUUAAUAAAAGACUAAAUACCAGCUCUAGUAGUUUUUAUAGCAAUAGCAAAAAUAAUGGUAAUAAUAGUGGUAAUAAUAGUGGUAAUAAUAGUGGUAAUAAUAGCUUUAGUGAUUAUAGUUCUUAUGGUAGUGGCUAUGAAUAUAAUUAGAAGUUCAUAACCAAUUUUUACAAAAUCAAAUUAUAAAAAAAUAAAAAAAUAAAAAAAUAAACUAAAUAUGGUGCAUAAUUUC